UGGCGACCCUGGGAUCCAGGGCCCCCAGGCCUUACUGGUAGUAAAGGAGAGACAGGCAUCCGGGGACCACAGGGACUCGACGGCAGCGCUGGAAGACCUGGGACUUGCGGCCCCCAAGGACCUUCUGGAGACCCGGGCAGAGAUGGAGAGAAUGGUCCCCCUGGUCCUCCUGGACCCAGCGGGAUGCAAGGACCAAUGGGGAGGCCAGGUUCUAAAGGUCUGAAAGGUGAUGCCGGGCCUUGUGGGGAACGAGGAUCAGAAGGAUUUCCAGGACGUGGAGGACUUAAAGGUGCUAAAGGGGAACCAAGCCCACCUGGACCAGGAUCUAAAGGAUUCCCAGGAGAGAAGGGAAAUCGGGGAUUUUCAGGAUGUCUGGGUACGAAGGGGCCUCCAGGAACCAGGGGAACCGUUGGUCCUCCAGGAAACUGUGGCCCCUGUGGCCCCAAAGGAGAUUCUGGAUCCCCGGGAUGCAGAGGUCCUCCUGGGUCUCCUGGUGAAAAGGGUUGUAAUGGUCCUCCGGGGGACAACGGCCCUGCAGGACCCGCCGGCCUCACAGGUAACAAGGGCGCUCCUGGAGAUCCAGGUCCAGCUGGUCCCAGAGGAACACAGGGGCAGGAUGGGAUACCUGGACCUCCAGGAGAGAAAGGAGCCAUGGGAGCUCCUGGAAGCGGACCCCGGGGCCCAGAUGGGAAGAGAGGUCCACCUGGAUGUGUUGGGGAGAAGGGUCCUCCCGGUGCCUGCGGCCCACCUGGUCCUCCUGGUCCUGGGGGACACCCAGGGUGUCACGGUGCUCCUGGCCCCCCCGGUCCUCCUGGUUGGCCUGGCACAGAUGGAGCCUGCACUGAAGGAGGAAAAGGAGAAAAUGGAGUCACCGGACAACGGGGACCCAAAGGUCCACAGGGCUUUCGGGGUCCUCCUGGUCCUCCAGGUCCUGGUUUUAAAGGAGAGAAGGGAUCCAAAGGAGCCAGAGGAUGCCGAGGACCACCUGGUUCCUGUGGUGACCCUGGUCCUCGAGGCCAGCCGGGUGAAGAAAGACCACCAGGUCCACGUGGACAGAAAGGCCAGAUGGGGGACACUGGUGUCACGGGACCAGUUGGUAUGAUGGGGGGCACCGGACCACCGGGGGACCAGGGCUCACCAGGACCUCCAGGACCAGCUGGGCAGAGAGGCCAGAAAGGGAAGGACACACACUCAGAGGUGAUUCAGGUGCUUGGAGACCAAGGCCCCCCUGGAGGAGAGGGAAACCCAGGACUGACAGGACCACCAGGGGCCCAAGGAACACCUGGAUGUCCAGGUUUAAAGGGCUUCAUAGGGACCGUUGGUCCCAGAGGACGAGAUGGUCUUCCUGGAC
Etheostoma cragini (Arkansas darter) is the source of this 1351-nucleotide messenger RNA. RefSeq lists its product as uncharacterized. The record is from RefSeq and is a predicted model, not a curated record. Bases 230 to 1102 code for a protein of 290 amino acids. Lineage: Eukaryota; Metazoa; Chordata; Actinopteri; Perciformes; Percidae. The transcript has 14 exons.